Messenger RNA from Neurospora crassa OR74A, 2396 nucleotides. RefSeq lists its product as hypothetical. The coding region runs from base 269 to 2092 and encodes 607 amino acids. The transcript has a single exon. NCBI's taxonomy places the organism in Eukaryota, Fungi, Ascomycota, Sordariomycetes, Sordariales, Sordariaceae. The record is from RefSeq and is a predicted model, not a curated record.
AUCUACUUGGCGGCAUCACUUAUAACUCCUCAACCCCCUCCACGCCUCCCAGAACAUCACCAGUUCGAGAUCAGAACAUCCACCCUGCACACUUCGUCCCCGUACUUGGCUAUUUCGACUAGCUAUCGACCCAUAUUGGAUCUAUACUUUGCAACUACUCCAGUAUCUCUUCAGACUCUUGCCUGUUCUGCCGGUUUUCGACCAUACAGUGUCAACUUCACGUUCUCAUCAGCCAUCUUACUGGCUUGUCUAGUCACGACCAACCGCAAUGAUUCACAGGCAGGCCUUUGUGGCCGGUAUCAUCUCAUCGGGCGCCUCCUCUCCAAGUGAACUCAGCAGCGAGCUAGUACUAGGAACGAAUACCGCCAACAAACCAGCUCCUUACCAGAGGUCCAACAUCGACAUCAACAUAACGAACCAUUACAGCUCCAAGAUCUACACAUCUUCCUCACCUAUCGUUGGCGAUGUUACCAUCACAACCAAGCGAGAUGUUCGGUUCGACUCCAUCGAAAUCCUUCUGCUCGGAAACACAAGGACAAAGACAGAAGGUGUGAACGCACCCGUUGAGAUUGCACAUACCUUCCUCAAGCUGGUCAUGCCCAUCCCAUCGUCGACAUAUCCAGUGCCGAGGGUGCUUGAAAACGGAAAAACACUAACAAUACCCUUCAACUUCGUCAUCCCAAACCAACUGACUAUUGGGGCCUGUAAUCACAACGUGCAGACGGAUCAAGUACGAGAUCAACACGUUCUGCUACCACCAAGCAUGGGAAAGGAAUGGGAGAUAGACGACAUGGCACCUACGAUGGCCUCGGUCGAAUACAGCAUCAAAGCCAGGGUACUACACCAACCAAAUCUGGGAGGAGAGCGGAUCAGGAUCAUGGAGGCUCGGAAGUCCAUCCACGUACUACCAGCCUCGCCAGAGGAGCCGCCUCUCAACAUCACCGAAAACGACCAGCUUUACUGCAUGUACAAGAAGAAGUCUCUGCGCAAAUUCCUCUCGUCCAGAAUCGGGACCUUGACGGCCGAAGCCAUCCAGCCCCGGGCCGCCAUCCUCCAAUCCAACGGCCGAACCAUGACCUCCACCCCCAUGGCCCAAAUCCGACUAAAGUACGAGCCCAUCUCAUCGCAACAGCACCUCCCUCCACCCUCCAUCACCAACAUCUCCGGCAAAGUCACGGCCCACACUUUCUUCAACGCUGGCACGACGCCCACCUUCCCGAACCUGGGUAACUGGACCGCCGACUACUCGACAGACAAGCGCGGAGUUUAUUCGACAUCCGUGCCGCUGCCCAAGCUCUCCGUGGUCCACCCGACGACCUGGCAACAACACCCUUGUUCGCUCAUCGAGAGGCGAGACUCUGGUUACGCCAGUGACCGUAGCAGUAGCAGUGCCUCUGAGACCGAAACCCGACAAUUGAUCCCCCCAUCAUCACCACCACCACCACCAACAACCUCAUCCAUGCCCUCCUCCAGGUCCUCCUUCUCCUCUACGAAAAAGGCCAGACCCUCAUCAUCAUCAUCAUCAUCAUCGACAUCAUCAAUCUACUUAACCUCCACCCUCUCCAUCCCCCUUUCCCUCCCUCUCGACCGCCGGACCUUCAUCCCCACUUUCCACUCCUGCAUCGUCUCGCGCGUCUACACCUUGACUCUCUCCGUCACCGCUGCCGUUGUUGGUAGCACCUGUGCCAGCACCACUUUCUCCCUGACACUACCACUACAAGUAGCAGUGGAGUGGGAUCCCGAGCAGCAGGAGCAGCAGAGGGUGGAUGGACAGGGGUUGCCGCAUUUUGAGUCGUUGUAUGGUACUACUACUGGUGCUAAUGGUACCAAUGGUACUACUGAUAUGGAGGGAGUAAAUGAGGAGGAGGAAAUGGCGGCGGCGGAGGAGCAUCUGAGGCCGAGGGUUAUUGGGUUGCCGCCUGAUUCGUGGUAUCGGGAGAUGCAGAUGCAGCGGGAGAGUCACAGGGAGCGAGAAAUUGGAAGGGAAGUGGUGAGGGGGGCUGAUAAUGGUGGUGGGCAGCAGCAGCAGCAGGUGAGGGUGGCAGAGGAAGGAAGGUUGCCGGGGUAUGGGGAGGCUAUACUUACCAGGUGAUUUUUCGGUCUCAUUUUGUCUUCAUUUUCUUUUGAUCUUUCCAGCUCCAUUGUUGUGAUGUGUUUUUCUGGGCUUUUGGCAUAUCGGAACGAAAAAUAAGUGCGGAUAUCGGAUGUGGGAUGAUACCAUGACGUGGAUAUGGAUAGCAAUUCCCUUGACUGGACAAGGAUGAAGAAUGUAGUUUAUUUACUUUCCCCCUUUUUUUCUUGGAGAACGACUAGGGGUAUAAUGGAUAAUACCUAUAUAAUCUUGAAUAACCGAAACCGUCAACAUCAGCAUAUACCGCGCAUUCCUCUCAAAUACU